CAACCUACCUACCUUAAUUCUUAGCCUUCCAUCUCCUUACUAAGUAUACGUUAUAUAUUGGAAUUCAUCUCCUCCAUGAAAACUCAGCACAUCAAUCACUCUACAUAAAUGGCAAAAAGAGAGUAUUUUUGGGGCAUUUACAAAUUCCGUAGCAUUCUUGGAACAACUCUUCAUUGCAAUAGAGCAUCCUGCACUACCUACUUGUCUAAUGGUCGUCAAGGACAUGAGGUUUCUGCUCCGACAGCAGUAUCAAAUAUGUUUGGGCAUGCAUCGUGGUUAUUCGGCGAAUAAUCCCUUAGGCUUGCGGUUAUUUAGCAGCACCAACAACAAACCAUGGACAAAACUUGAGCAACCACUGCCUACUACAACUUCUUCUAGGCGCACCAUCUCUAAUUGGGUAAGAUGGAUUUUGGGCUCCCUUUUGUCAAUUUUGAUUCCUGUUUGGACGCACAAGUACUGGGAAAAUCUGCAAAUGAUUGAAGGGGAGGCAGAGGUGGUGAUGGAAGAGGUUGACAAUGUAGCAAAAGUCGUAGAAAGAGUGGCAACUGUGGCUGAGAAGGUGUCAGCCGAUGUGGCUGAUAAACUUCCAACUAAUCAUACAAGACUAAAAGAAAUUGCUUUGCUGAUUGAACGAGUAUCCGAACUGGCUGCUCAAGAUGCUCAACUAACACAAGAUUUUAUUCACAAGGUGGAUUCACUGAAGCAAGACCUGGGAGACUUAAAGACACUGGUGGAGCCAGUUGUUGAUAAGAUAGAAAACUAUGAAUUUCAUGGAAACUACUCUCCAGUUUCUACAAAAGAACAAAAUUAAAGGAAACGUCGUAUAUAUAUGCAUGCAUCUAUUGUAGUUGUACUAUGUCGACUUGCAUGGCAAUCUUAUUACACGUGUCUUUACAACUUUUUACAAUCAUCACCAUGAAUAAAACCUUUUCAAAUAUCUCUUUUAAUCAUAUAUUGAGAGAAGCUAAGUUCUUGAUAGAUGUAGUUGCAAAAAGGGGUCAAUCCUUGCAAGACGAUUGAUUAAGGGAGGGAGUAUGGUAACAGACUAACAGCUUUACUAGCGUUUAAUUUUGAUUUAUAUAGUUACGG
This is a messenger RNA of Rosa rugosa (rugosa rose), 1089 nucleotides long. RefSeq lists its product as uncharacterized. The transcript has 4 exons. Bases 209 to 811 code for a protein of 200 amino acids. NCBI's taxonomy places the organism in Eukaryota, Viridiplantae, Streptophyta, Magnoliopsida, Rosales, Rosaceae. The record is from RefSeq and is a predicted model, not a curated record.